Molecule: messenger RNA, 1662 nt
Organism: Purpureocillium lilacinum
Lineage: Eukaryota; Fungi; Ascomycota; Sordariomycetes; Hypocreales; Ophiocordycipitaceae
Product: glucose-6-phosphate isomerase
Biological process (GO): glucose 6-phosphate metabolic process; gluconeogenesis; glycolytic process
Cellular component (GO): cytosol
Molecular function (GO): monosaccharide binding; glucose-6-phosphate isomerase activity; carbohydrate derivative binding
Source: RefSeq, a predicted model, not a curated record
AUGGCUCCCGCCAACACCCUGCCCGCGUGGUCUGAGCUUCAGGCGCAUCGCGAUAGCGUCGGCAAGAACUUUGUCUUGAAGGAGGCUUUCGCCUCGGACCCCAAGCGCUUCGACCGCUUCACCCGCACCUUCAAGUCGGAGGGCGUCUCCGCCGACAUCCUCUUCGACUUCUCCAAGAACUUCCUCACCGAUGAGACGCUCGACCUCCUCGUCAAGCUGGCCGAGCAGGCCGGCGUCGCCCGCAAGCGCGACGCCAUGUUCGCCGGCGACAAGAUCAACUUCACCGAGAACCGCGCCGUCUACCACACCGCCCUGCGUAACGUCGGCGGUUGGGACAUGAAGGUCGACGGCGUCGACGUCAUGAACACCCCCGGCGGCGUCAACGACGUCCUCAAGCACAUGAAGGAGUUCUCGGAGCAGGUCCGCAGCGGCGAGUGGAAGGGCUACACGGGCAAGAAGCUCACCACCAUCAUCAACAUCGGCAUCGGCGGCUCCGACCUGGGGCCCGUCAUGGUCACCGAGGCCCUCAAGUACUACGGCGCCCCGGACAUGACGCUGCACUUUGUCUCCAACAUUGACGGCACCCACAUGGCUGAGGCCCUGCGCGACUCGGACCCGGAGACGACGCUUUUCCUCGUCGCCUCCAAGACGUUCACCACGGCCGAGACCACGACCAACGCCAACACCGCCAAGUCCUGGUUCCUCGAGAAGACGGGCAACAAGGGCGAGAUUGCCAAGCACUUUGUCGCCCUCUCCACCAACGAGGAGGAGGUCACCAAGUUUGGCAUCGACAGCAAGAACAUGUUUGGCUUCGAGAGCUGGGUCGGCGGCCGCUACUCGGUGUGGAGCGCCAUCGGCCUGAGUGUCGCCAUCUACGUCGGCUUCGACAACUUCCACAAGUUCCUCAGCGGCGCCCACGCCAUGGACAAGCACUUCCGCGAGACUCCCCUCCGGGACAACAUUCCCGUCAUUGGCGGUCUGCUGAGCGUGUGGUACUCGGACUUUUUCCAGGCCCAGACGCACCUUGUCGCUCCUUUCGACCAGUACCUGCACCGCUUCCCUGCUUACCUGCAGCAGCUGUCCAUGGAGUCCAACGGCAAGUCGAUUGCCUCUGAUGGCUCCUCUGUCAAGUACACGACUGGCCCCAUCCUGUUUGGCGAGCCUUGCACCAACGCCCAGCACUCCUUCUUCCAGCUCGUCCACCAGGGCACCAAGCUCAUCCCCACCGACUUCAUUCUGGCGGCCAAGUCCCACAACCCCAUCUCCAACAACCUCCACCAGAAGAUGCUGGCCUCCAACUACUUCGCGCAGGCCGAGGCCCUCAUGGUUGGCAAGACGGACGACCAGGUCCGCGCCGAGGGCACCAAGGACGACCUGGUCCCGCACAAGCGGUUCCUGGGCAACCGCCCGACGACGUCGAUCCUCGUCGGCGGCGCCAUCGGCCCCGCCGAGCUGGGCGCCCUCAUCGUCUACUACGAGCACCUCACCUUCACCGAGGGCGCCAUCUGGGACGUCAACAGCUUCGACCAGUGGGGCGUCGAGCUCGGUAAGGUCCUGGCCAAGAAGAUCCUCAAGGAGCUCGAUGAGCCCGGAAACGGCCAGGGCCACGACGCCUCGACGGGCGGCCUCAUCGGCGCCUUCAAGAGCUUUGCCAAGAUCUAG